Molecule: messenger RNA, 1335 nt
Organism: Racocetra fulgida
Lineage: Eukaryota; Fungi; Glomeromycota; Glomeromycetes; Diversisporales; Gigasporaceae
Source: the annotation of a GenBank genome assembly
AUGUGGCCUAGUGGUAAGGCACCUGGUUUGGGACCAGGGGAUCGCGAGUUCAAAUCUCGCCCCAACAAGUCGGAAACGGAAAAGAAAAAAGCCGAAGCCAAAAUGCAGGAAAUCAAUGAGGCUCAUAGUUUUCUAUCUGAUGAAAAAAAGAGAAGACUUUACGAACAGUAUGAAAGUAUUGAAAUGAUAGAUAUGGAAAAAAGGAGAAUGGACCUUGCCGAAGUUGUGGAAGCAUCCAUAACGAAAAUACUACUGGUGGAAAAAGAUGAGUUUAUUGAAGAAGUGAAAAGUUCAGGCUCUUUUUAUAACCCCCGUGACCUUGAUGACUUUAAUGGACACCUCAAAAGAACUCUCAAAAAGGCUGAAAUGCUUAAUGAAAGAAAGAAAAAUCUCAUUGACCAAGAAAGGAAUAAUUUUCUCCAACAAUUAAAAAAUUUGACUGGUUGGAACCUGCUUGGUGAGGAACGUCAAAACGAGAUUAUUGAGGAAAUGAAAAGAAAUAAAACUACCGACCAAUUUUCGGACGUUCUGGAAAUGACGAAAAAAGAAAUAGCAAAAAUAAAGGGUGGUAAUGAAAAUGAUACAAAUUAUCUGAAAACGGCUGCUAAUUCGAAUGAAUUACAAAGUCGCAAAAGAGAAAUAUUAGAUGUCAUUCGUGCUACCCGCCGGCAAAAAGUCUUAAGUGAGGCUAUUCAAAAAAUUAAAAAUGCUUUGAACCAGCAGCCGGUCAUUAAAAAUGGAGAAUUAAGAGAAAUCAAACAAAAAAGAGCCAAAAAAGAAAUCACUGGUAAAUUGGAUGAGUUAAUUCGUCAAGCCCAGACCGCCAUUGCCAAAAAUGAUUUAAUAACUUUAGAGAAAUUACUCAACCAAAUUGAAACCUAUCAGAGCGACUCUGCCUAUGAGGAGAGAAAAACUGAUAUUGAAAGAUUAUUCCAACAAUUAGCCAGUGUCAGUUUGCCGAAAUAUCGUGAAUUGACUAUCAAUUCGCUGGAUGAAUUUUUACGUCAGGACCCACCUCUGUCGUUGGACGAACUAGAGAAAGCGAACCAAAAUUUUGCCGAACAAAUCAAAAAUGCGAGUAGCGCGGAGGAAAUUAAAAAUAUUAAAAAUUCGGUCUCUAAUAAUAUCAACCAAGGACGAAGCAAUAAAAUAGUUGUUAACCUCAUUAACCAAGCCAAACAGGCUCGGACUGAAGAGGAAAAAUCAGCCGUUCGGCAAAAAAUUUCCGAAUUGGAAAAUAGUGGCAACAAAACCAAACAACCAUUUACCAUUAAUUAUUUUUCUAGUAGUGGUGAUUGGUGGAAUAGCGAUUAUUGCUGGCUGACUGCUUAUUAG